Messenger RNA from Notechis scutatus (mainland tiger snake), 2896 nucleotides. It is a transcript of the gene PCMT1, whose product is annotated as protein-L-isoaspartate (D-aspartate) O-methyltransferase. NCBI's taxonomy places the organism in Eukaryota, Metazoa, Chordata, Lepidosauria, Squamata, Elapidae. Gene Ontology annotation, biological process: protein modification process. Gene Ontology annotation, cellular component: cytoplasm. Gene Ontology annotation, molecular function: protein-L-isoaspartate (D-aspartate) O-methyltransferase activity. The record is from RefSeq and is a predicted model, not a curated record.
GUUGCCCGGCGGCGGCAGCGGCCGUUCAGAAUGUCGAGGGCGCGAGGAGGCGGGGGAGCAGUCCCUCCCUCCGGCGGACGCGCAGCAGCAGCCGCUGCUGCUGGAGGAGAGGAGGCGGCGCCUGUGUCGGCGCUGGAGGUUGUGUCCUUCCUGGGGAAACUCCUGUGCGCAGUCGCGGCACUGAAGGCGGCUCUCUACCUGCUCCGCAGAGUCUGUCUAACCAUGGCCUGGAAGUCUGGAGGCACGAGCCACUCGGAGCUCAUCCACAACCUCCGCAAAAACGGAAUAAUUAAAUCGGAUAAAGUAUUUGAAGUAAUGCUUGCAACAGAUCGAAGCCAUUAUGCAAAAUGCAACCCAUAUAUGGAUUCACCUCAGUCAAUAGGAUUUCAAGCAACAAUCAGUGCUCCACACAUGCAUGCAUAUGCUUUAGAACUACUAUAUGAACAGUUACAUGAAGGAGCAAAAGCCCUUGAUGUAGGAUCUGGAAGUGGUAUUCUUACUUCAUGCUUUGCCCGGAUGGUUGGUGCCAAAGGACAAGUUGUAGGAAUUGAUCAUAUCAAAGAAUUAGUUGAUGACUCAAUAAAUAAUGUCAAAAAGGAUGACCCUCUAUUGCUGUCUUCAGGAAGAGUGAAACUAACUGUGGGAGAUGGAAGAUUGGGAUAUCCAGAAGAAGCUCCAUAUGAUGCUAUUCAUGUUGGAGCUGCUGCACCUGUUGUACCACAAGCACUUAUAGAUCAAUUAAAACCUGGUGGAAGGUUAAUAUUACCUGUUGGGCCUGCUGGAGGAAACCAGAUGCUGGAACAAUAUGAUAAGCUAGAAGAUGGCACUGUCAAAAUGAAGCCUCUGAUGGGAGUGAUAUAUGUGCCUUUAACAGAUAAGGAUAAGCAGUGGUCCAGGUGGAAGUGAUUUUCAGUUCCACUGUCUUCUUCCACACACUUGCAUAUACAAGGGAUGAAAUAUAAAAGCUACAACAUCUGAUCCAAACAUAGUGUUAACAGUGGACUGCUCAUCUCCAAUUCUUAAAAGCUUUUUCCAAACCAACAACAUUGCAGCUUGUUUUGGACCGUGUUACACUGUUAUCAGCAUGGAAAAGUGGUGUUUUUUUUUUUAAUUUUGUAGAGGUUUAAUGCAAGUUUGAUAAUGGACUGAUGGAAAAAAAUUAAACCUGGGCAAAUUGUUUCCUUUUAAUAUGCCCUUAUUUUCAUCUGUUAGUGAUAUAUUUCUGCAGAUAAGCAAAUGUAUCUGCAAUUUACAAUUCGGAAACUUUCUAACCAUUUCAGCUCUAAUGUUUGUUCAUCAAACUGCUUACCUGCACUUUCUUAUGCUAUCUGCACACUUAAGAUUUGUGUUCAGCUGACUCCUAGAUCCUACUAAAAUGAGAUGAAUUUUUUCAAAGCUAUCAACGUGGUAUUUAUAGACUAGCAUGUAGCAUAUACAAUCAGCAGCUUUUCUUCUCAUUCAGGAAAUCAGACAUGUAUAUCCAUUUGGAAGCAUCAACAAGAAUAACAUUUAUUUUAUGUCACUGUUCAGGAUGGACAUAACUAACAUAGUUCUUUCCUUGUAGCAUAGCUAAGAAAUUCAUAGCUGAGUAUUAUUUCUAGAUGAUUUACAGACUUGAAGUACCUUGAGUGUAAUAUAACAAUUACUGUGUAAGUUAUGUCCUAAUCAUUGAACAGUUCACAGUACUGCUUUGCCAAAUAAAAUCAAAAACAAAAAGGUGUGGCAAAUAAUGUUUUCAAUAGAGAUCUCUUGGGUAGUUGAGAGGUUGCUAAAAUAUUUCUACCAAUAAUUCACUUUCCCCUAUAUAGAAGUCAUCUUGCAUUGGAAAAACUGUACUGAUCAACCAGCUUCAGAGUUUCUGAAGUGUCCCAGAAAACAGCUAAAAAUAUUACAAAGACUAAAUAAUCCAACCCCACUAACCUUUAACAGAUUCUGGGAAAGAACCAUGUGCUUUAAAUUCAACUGUUAUUCCAUAUGAUAGCAAUGUCAAUUACAUUGAUGAAUAAGCCUAUACAUUUCUAUAACAACUUCUGAAGUCUAUUUUGUUCAGUGAAAAAUGAAUAUACACACUCAUGAUACAAGGAAAGCCCAAUGAUUCUGAUUUUAAAAAGCAAUUCAAAUUUAAGUCAUCUUCAUAGCAAUUAGAUGCCAUUUGAAAAAAUGUGUGAAUACACCAAAUAUUUCAAUUUGUUAAUCCUGAAUCUCUGAUGAUCUACUUGGGAAGCCAUUUUAGGUAUUGCUUUGAACAAAAUAAUUUAUUUGGGAUUUGUUUUGGACAAAAUAAUUUAUUUGGGAUUUGACUAGAAUAACUUUGAGAAAAAGGAAGCUUUUAAAAAAAACAAAAAAAAAAACCUUAACCCAAAGUCUUCUGAAAGAGAUGCAAAUUUUGCUCUUUCCCUAAUUGAAUAAAAACAACUAUUCUCCCUCAUUUUCUUUAUCACCAAUUAGAGUCACAAAAACAUAUUUUAUUUAAAUAACUCAAUGACCUUCUAUAAAUAAUUUUAUACAUUUAAUUUAUAAUAGUUGUUUAACAGUUAAUUUGUACUCCGCAACUAAUUUAUGAAGCCAUGUAACAUUUAUAGUCAAAUAUAUAGGGUAGUAAAAAGUUACAUGAAAUACUUUGGGUGUAGCAUCCAUUCUUUAAUUUUCUAGAACUACUACUGCAUAUAAUGAAUUAACCCUAAUUAAAUAAAUAUUUUAUAAUUACAGAGGAGUCAGCUUUAAAAUGUUACUUGAAUUAUUGAAAUCCUGACUUCAUAUGGCCUUUAUAAAACAUGAGCUAAUGCAGGUUUAGGGAAAUAGCUAGGUUUAAGCAUUAUAAACACAGAUUUUAAAUUUAAAAGAGUUCAGGUUACACAGUUCUGGGAAGAAAUCUAAUGCCAGUCAGAAAUAAAAA